AUGAGCGACCAUUUGUGGUCAACGUUUAUCCUGUAUCUCCAGGACCCCAAGGUGACACCUUUCCGGAUGGGCAAGAGCUGCCUCCCACCUGACGGUGUCUGCCUUCGCGUGGCGCGCGAAGCAAAGAGAAGUUGGAAGGGCGCCAAAGCUUUGACGAAGAAGACCAACGUGAGCGAUGGAAGGAAGAGUGGCAGCACUACACCCACCGCCGAGAACAGCAGCACAUUUAUCCAGUGGCCUCACACUUGCGCCGCGACCCGAGUUCACCUGCGGGAGCUGUGCAGACAGAAAGCUGCGGCGGGCGCGAAGAACCCACGCUUCCUCCCUCGCAGCACGACCCCUUUUGCGCAAGCUGCUGCGCGUCACUCCAACAUGCGCCCGGCGCUGGCGCAUGAGCCUCUUCAAUUCGCGACCCAGGACAUGUCUCUGUCUCUUGCCUUGAGCACAGCAGAAAGCAUGCAACCAACUGGUCCCCUGGCGCAACUCACGGGCUCAACCCCUGAGCCUGUGGAGGAGGAGCAAUCUAAUGCUACUGAGCCCUUCCCACUGGCACCGGCUUUUGACAUGCCGAUUAUCAGCCCAAAUAUCGAGACUUUCGAGGGCGGGCCUGGUUUCGCCGAGUGCCAACGUUUGGGAUCCCCCUUUGGCGCGAAGAGCUAUGGACCCAGCUCCUCGGGAUCGCUUGCCACCGUGCUUGGCUUGAGUGGACCAAUGCCUCGCAGACAGAGCCAGACACUUGGCUCUCGCCGCACACUCCAGUCACCAGUACGGAUGAGCAGGUCGGGUACUCAAAAGCGACGUCACACCCAAUCCAGCGUUCCUCGCGUACGACCUAGCAUCGGCGCUGAUCUGUGGCUCGACCCCAACUUCAGCAUGAACUCCACGGGCGACGCUCGUGCCGACCGGGAAUUCUGUUCCACAGCGUCGAGCCACCACGAUGAGCUGUUCAUCCCAAGGAUACCUCCGGUACCUACCCUGAGCUCGUCCACUAGCAUGCCCAACGUGGGAGGCCAGUUGUUGGAACCUCCAGCUCUCCAGCCUCCCCGUCUUGGCUCUCCAUUCAAGGGUCACCGAGCGACCCGCUCGAGCUUCAGCUUCCCCAGCAGAAUGCACCGGGCGCAAAGCGGCAGUGUCGACCUCGGCAUGCUUGGGCGACCAUUUGCCACUAUCCAACAGCCCUCGGCCGAGUCGAGUACCUCUCCCGUACGAUCCAAUCUUGCCGGCCGCCUGGCUUACCUUGACCAGCGCCUCAAGGAGAUUCGGCAGAGGGAAGCGAACCGUCGAUCUCAGUCACCGUUGUAG
Messenger RNA from Podospora pseudopauciseta, 1302 nucleotides. RefSeq lists its product as uncharacterized. NCBI's taxonomy places the organism in Eukaryota, Fungi, Ascomycota, Sordariomycetes, Sordariales, Podosporaceae. The transcript has a single exon. The coding region runs from base 1 to 1302 and encodes 433 amino acids. The record is from RefSeq and is a predicted model, not a curated record.